CGCUAUUCGACGUGUUAAUGUUGUGAGUGCUCAGUUUUCGUGGUAUAAUGCAUCGAACUUGAAAUCAAUUCAAAUAACCCUUCAUCUAAAAUAAAAGAAGACGGAUCCAACUAAAUACCCCCUCGUUUGCUGUCACUGUGUCAAAUGAAAGAAACACACCUUGUAAAUACUGUCAACAGAAACGUAACAGCUGAUCAAGGUAUCUGUCAACGAAACGUGGUUGCAAAUUAUUCCUGAAAGUUACGUCAUCCACGACGUGACGUCAUCUAUCGAUAAUGGCCGCCAAAGGUAGUUCCCCAUCUGCAGACUGCUAUCUACAGUUCGCCCAUGAGCUCCGUGAGAAGUGUCACAGACUCUGCCACAUCAAGGGGGCGCUGAAGCUGGAACGCAAAAUCAUUGCAGAGGUCAAGUUUUUGAGAAAUCUUCUCCGCAGAAACAGCGCUGUUCAAGAAAGUCACCUGAAGAGCAGCAACCUCAGCCACUACGCUGCCAUUGUGCAUGCAGCGGAAAAUGUGCCUGGAACCAUACAAAUUCUGCAGCCAUUCUCCUGCCCUGGUAAAAGUGACAGCCUCAUUGUGGAUGUUGUUGCAUGUCAAGGUCAUAUCUGGGUCAAGGUCAUUGCAAGGAAGGCACAAGCACUUCAUCUUGUUUGGGCAGGUCAAGGUCAGUUUGGAGAACGUGACCUGCUACGACAAGCAGACGAUUAUCUGGACAGUGCUGAGAAACACCCUCGUAACUUCACCAAUCCCGGAGUCUACUUUGUCUUCUACAACAAUGUCACCAUCCCCAUGUCUGAGGCUCUUCAGGACAAGGGUAUACAGGUGCUUGGGCAUCGGGUUCCAGUUGAUGGAAGUGUCAAGCAGAAGCUGAUGCAUCUACAAGAGGAGGAGGCGGAAGGUGGACAAAGAGAUGAAGAAGAAGAGUUCACUGGACCAGGAACUGGACCUGAAAUGGGAAGAGGAGAUGCUGAAGAGGUUGAUGAAGAUUUCAGUUCUAGGAUUAUGAGUGCCAGUGAGUUUCUUUCAGCUUCUUUCAGUGCUAAACAUCCUGAAAAAGGUUCAUUACAUGCAGACUCCAUCGGAAAUGAGUCUCGGCAAUGUGGAAAUGAUUGUGAAAGUUUUAUUUCUGAAUCUGUUGUCACAAGCUCAGGGAAUGUGAUUAAUCGAAAAGAACAUGAUGUAGAAGGUGGUGUGAGGGAAAUGAUUGGCGCCAAAGAUUCCCUUGUACAGACUGAUGGAGAUUCUGUUCCAGGAGAACGUCCAGUCGACUCUGCCUUACAUGACCACAGUCUUUCAAAACCACUGCUCCAAAACAUUGAUACCCAUUGUCUUUCAGGUUCUUCAAAUCAGACACAGAUCAGUAGAGAAGAACGUUUGUGCUUUGCUCAGGAAAGACAGGGCAAUGUUGGUAUCGGUGAACAUCUAGAGAUAAAACAUGGCUUACAGUGCAAGCAAUCUGCCCAAGUUCAUGAUGGCUUAAGAAGCUCAAGAACCGUGAAAGGCCUUGGUAAUAAUAGAAAUAAUGCUCCGACUGAUCACCCAUAUGGAUCUACUGUGGAUGCUACCUCUCACUCUCCAACUGACCCUUCCACCAUUCCAGCCUCUGGAUUCUUCUCCACUGAUGCUCCAGUGGACUCUACCUCAUGCACUCCUUCCAAACGUCCAGCGUCCCCCAAGUCUUCCUGUAGCCCGAACUACACGUUGUUGAUGUCGGAGUUGCUUGGGGUUCUCCCAGUUCUCCCUGCGGGCAUCCAGGACAGGAGCGCACACAUCAUCAACAGCAUUUUCAAGGUGAAUCUGGACAUCACCACUCUUAUCACGCUUGUGUCUGCUGUCACCCAUGGCAACUGUAACUAUGUGUUCACUGAGAACAUCCUCACGAUGCAGGCAGUGGAAGAGAGGGAUGCUAGGUCUGUUNGAAGCCGGUGCUACCUGGUCUGUUGGAGUUUAUGAAAGGUAAGGAGCUGUAUGCGUGUCGAGCUGCCGUGGACGACUUCAACACCAUCUUGUCUACACUUGGGGGAGAUGGGGAGAAACAGAGGGCUGCAGAGCUCCUAGCCAGGG
Molecule: messenger RNA, 2063 nt
Organism: Haliotis rubra (blacklip abalone)
Lineage: Eukaryota; Metazoa; Mollusca; Gastropoda; Lepetellida; Haliotidae
Product: UPF0415 protein C7orf25 homolog
Exons: 5
Coding region: 276-1952 (558 amino acids)
Source: RefSeq, a predicted model, not a curated record